Molecule: messenger RNA, 1153 nt
Organism: Monodelphis domestica (gray short-tailed opossum)
Lineage: Eukaryota; Metazoa; Chordata; Mammalia; Didelphimorphia; Didelphidae
Product: olfactory receptor 9G19-like
Biological process (GO): G protein-coupled receptor signaling pathway
Cellular component (GO): membrane
Molecular function (GO): olfactory receptor activity; G protein-coupled receptor activity
Source: RefSeq, a predicted model, not a curated record
AUUUCCAUACUGAUGCUCUGGGUUGCCCAUUUAGCUGGUUUUAAUUUCUUAUUCCUCUUUCCAAGGUAUGAGCCAUCAUCGUACAUUUGAAAUGUAUACUCACCCAAUCAUACAGAGAUGAGAUGAGGUGAAGUCAUGGAGAAGUUUAACCACACUGUGACUGAAUUCAUCCUGGUUGGUUUCACCCAGGAUCCUGUGAUGCAGCUGGUACUCUUUUUCCUUUUUCUCAUGGUGUACUCUGUAACAGUGGUGGGAAACAUCACUCUGAUAGUGCUAAUCUGUACAGACACCCGAUUGCACACCCCCAUGUAUUUCUUCAUUGGGAACCUGUCUUUUUUGGAUCUCUGGUAUUCCACUGUUUAUACUCCCAAAAUCAUGGUGAAUUGUGUGUCUGAGGAUAAGAGCAUCUCCUUUGCUGGGUGUGUGGCUCAAUUUUUAUUCUCAGGUGGGCUGGCUUACAGUGAAUGCUACUUGUUGGCUGCCAUGGCAUAUGACCGCUAUAUGGCCAUCUCCAAACCACUACUCUAUGCUCAAGUCAUGACUGGAGGGAUCUGUGUGGGUCUUGUAGCAGCUUCAUAUCUUGGAGCUUUUGUUAUCUGUGGCAUCUUUACACACAAAACAUUCACCAUGACUUUCUGUGGGGAUAAUGUUAUUAACCACUUCUUUUGUGAUCUACCACCCCUGGUAAAGUUGGCAUGUGAUGUGCAGGCCAAUUACCACAUUUUCCUUUAUAUUGCAUUAACUUUAAAUGUCCUUACACCCAUCGUGUUCAUCUUGGCCUCUUAUCUUUUCAUCAUUCUUGCCAUCUUGAGGAUUCGCUCCACUCAGGGUCAGCUUAAAGCCUUCUCUACUUGUUCUUCCCACUUAAUUUCUGUCACAUUGUACUUUGGGUCCCUUCUUUAUAUUUAUUAUCGUCCCAGUUCCAGCUACUCCCUGCAGCAGGAUAAAAUUAUUGCCUUAUCUUACACUGUGGUCUUCCCCAUGUUAAAUCCCAUGAUCUACAGCCUGAGGAACAAGGACGUGAAAGAAGCUCUGAAGAAACUUUUAAAGAUGUCAGCUUCCUGAUCUUGAUAACAAUGCAGAAGAAAAAUAAAACAAACCAAAACCCUGUUUUUGCCUUUCUUUUACAAUCACAUAAAUAUGUGGUUAGACU